Molecule: messenger RNA, 2218 nt
Organism: Fundulus heteroclitus (mummichog)
Lineage: Eukaryota; Metazoa; Chordata; Actinopteri; Cyprinodontiformes; Fundulidae
Product: gastrula zinc finger protein XlCGF57.1-like
Exons: 2
Coding region: 198-1895 (565 amino acids)
Source: RefSeq, a predicted model, not a curated record
AAAUUGCUAGCUAGUCUCGUUAGCUAGCUAAAGUUGCUGGUUUGAUGGCGGGUUGUGGUGCUUUAGGGCAACGUGUGAAUGUUUGUGGUGAAAAGGUGUUGGGUUGAGCCCCAGAGAGAGAUUAGCAACGAGCAGAAAGUGCUGCUGAAGAAAGAUUGACGGAGUUGAAAGAAGUCUUGGUGGAGCCGGAGGAAGAGAUGGAGGAUGAGCGCAGACUGCUGGAUUUCAGCCGGAUCCCCCCGAUCAUCUUACGCCGAAUAGAUUCCAAAAAGUAUUAUGUCUUUAAAGAUGAGGGGGUUCACACUGAGCUCAGCUACCAAGAGAGAAACUCCACUUUAGAUAAGAAGGAACCAGAACCUGGUAAGAUAAAAGAGGAGAAAGAGGAACAAGAAAAUCUACAGUUUAAAGAGGAAGAGAUGCAGCUCUGCAUCAGUCAGGCUGAAAAUCCACUUGGACUAAAAGAGGAGACUGACAUUUUAAUGAUUCCUUCUAAUGUGCAAAGACUCCCUACUGAAACAAAACAAAUCAUGAACAAAUUCAUCUUUCAGGCCUCCCCAGACGUUGAGAACCAGGAUCAGGAAGGAAACAAUGAAGAACCAGGAAAAAGGAGAGAAGAGCAGAAACAACAUGAGAGAUUUGAGAACACUAAAGGGCAGAAAGGCACUGCUGACAUUUCAAAACAGGAAACAAACAAAAAAACUCAAACUGACCAAAAGAUACAUUGUUCUAAAAUUGUUUAUAUAAAUAGUCUCAAGAGUCCAUACACAAGAACAGACGAGGCUAAAAAGCUUUUCUCAUGUAUGAGCUGUGGGAAACAGUUCCCUUCUAGAAGCUAUUUAAAAAUUCACAUGAGAACUCACACAGGUGAGAAGCCUUUCUCAUGUAUGAGCUGUGGAAAAAAGUUCACUCAUAGAAGUAAUUUUACCAUUCACAUGAGAACUCACACCGGUGAAAGGCCUUUUUCGUGUGAGGCUUGUGAAAAAGUUUUUUCAAGGAAAGAUCUUUUGGAACAGCACAUAAGGAUUCACACAGGCGAGAAGCCUUUUUCCUGUUUGAACUGUGGAAAAAGUUUUGGUCAAAAAAGAGAGUUAAAAAUUCACAUGACAAUUCACACAGGCAAUAAGCCUUUCUUAUGUGUUACCUGUGGAAAGAGGUACGGGAAUAGAAAUAGUUUAACUUAUCACAUGAUGACGCACACAGGUGAGAAGCCUUUCUCAUGUGUUACCUGUGGAAAAAGUUUUACUAAAAAACAGAAUUUGAUGUGUCACAUUGGAACUCACACAGGUGAGAAGCCUUUCUCUUGUGUGACCUGUGGAAAGAGUUUUACAAAAAAACAGAAUUUGGUAUGUCACCUUGGAACUCACACAGGUGAGAAGCCUUUCUCUUGUGUGACCUGUGGAAAAAGUUACAGGGAUAGAAAUGGUUUAACUUAUCACAUAAGAGCUCACACAGGUGAGAAGCCUUUCUCUUGUGUGACCUGUGGAAAGAGUUACAGUGGUAGAAAUAAUUUAACUUAUCACAUGAGAACUCACACAGGUGAGAAGCCUUUCUCAUGUGUGACCUGUGGAAAGAGUUACAGUGGUAGAAGUAGUUUAACAACUCAUAUGAUAACUCAUACAGGUGAGAAGCCUUUCUCGUGUGUGACCUGUAGCAAGAGUUUUGCACAAAAAGAGAAAUUGGUAUGUCACAUGAGAACUCACACAGGUGAGAAGCCAUUCUCAUGUGUGACCUGUGGAAAGAGUUUUACAAAAAAAGGGAAUUUGGCAUGUCACAUGAGAACUCACACAGGUGAGAAGCCAUUCUCAUGUGUUACCUGUGGAAAGAGUUUUACAAAAAAAGGGAGUUUGGCAAGUCACACGAGAACUCACUCAGGUGAGAAACCUUCCUCAUGUUGACCUGUAGUUAGAGUUUUACUAAAAAAUAGAAUUUGGUAAGUCAUGUGAACUCGCCCAGAUGAGAAGGCUUUCUCAUGUGUGACCUGUGGAAAAAGUUACAAAGAUAGAACUGGUUUAAUGUAUCACAUAAGAACUCACAGAUGAGCAGGACUACUCAUGGACAACCUUUAAAACAAUAUAUUUUGUGGUUUUUUUAGGGCUCUAUUGGCUCGCUUUUUAUGACAGUAGUCUGACAGGAAAGGCUGUGGAAAACGGGGAGAGACAUGCGGCAAAGGACCGUGGGUUGGAUUCAAACCCAGAACAACCUCGUCAAGGACUAAGGC